This is a messenger RNA of Oryza sativa Japonica Group (Japanese rice), 1192 nucleotides long. RefSeq lists its product as uncharacterized. The record is from RefSeq and is a predicted model, not a curated record. NCBI's taxonomy places the organism in Eukaryota, Viridiplantae, Streptophyta, Magnoliopsida, Poales, Poaceae.
GGUAAAGAACGAGAGGUGAGGCGCAUGGAGGAGGAGGGAGAGAAAGUAGUGGCCUGGGCGUGCGACGCGGAGGGGGCGGGCGAUGGAGAGCGGCGCGAACGCACGGCGGCGGCGGCGGCUGGUGGAUAGGGGAUCCGAUCGCCUCGCCUUCAUCACCGGCCAAGCUCAGAGCCUCCCCUCCGAUCCGUCCCCAGAUUCACCACUUUAUACUGUUGAUGCUGCUUCCCUUCAGCGAUCUGAACGUCAGCUAAAUGAAGUUGGCAUUGGUGAUGACAUAUUCAACUACAUAACUCAGUUGCAAAAAUCAGAAUCUGGUGUUCAACCGACUAGUGAGGCCCACCUGGAAACUCAUAAAGAGAAACACCAAGGUAAUGAAAGUGACCUCCAAAAGCUCAAGACAAGCAAUGUGGUUCCUGAAAUUCAGCCAGUAAAUGAAAAGGCAUUUCAAAGGCACAGUGAGGAAACCCUCAGGAAGAAGAACAGUCAUGACAGAUCGGCAAGUACACAGCCUAUGAGGGAAAUGGAAACAAGAUCCAGAUAUGUGCCUCCAAAUCAGUCUAAUCAAUCUGAUAGUGCAGGUUGGUCUGUGGAAACUCUGAAGGAAAUCCUGAAUUUCGCACCACAUGAGAUUACCCAGGCCAUAUCAGCUACAGAGUAUAACCGAUUUUUGGCUUCCGUCAUCAUUGGUUUUCUGGUGGUUCUUUCAAAUUGGGGGCUGGACGUUGGUGGCACUAUCACCAAAGUAUUAGUUGCUACAAGGCCAAUUCUAUUUCUUAUUGUAACGAACAUAACCAUUGUCUUCACUUUGUUGAUGGAGAACAAGGACCCCAACGUGAGGGGUAGACCAGCUGGCAGCAACCUUGGUUCUGCUGAUAACUUAGGCCAAAUGCUAGAGAUUGGGUUGCUGCUACAGAAAGCCCUGAGCACCCUCCUGAUAGACUGCAGCGUUUGCGCUGUCAUCAUGAUCUGUUUUAUUUGAUUUUGAGGGGUACCAUUGACAGUAUUUUACGGAAUUGCUUGUAAGAACGCCAGGUACCAUUCUGUCUAUCGUUCGAAUUUGGAGCCCUUUUUGCUUUAUGUAUUUAUCUACUGUUUUCUGCAUAUAUGAAUAUGUAUAAACCUUGUCCAAGAGAACGGACGCGUGACAGAGUGAGGUUGGUAUCAGUCUAUCAGAGGACCAAAUUUCUCUGUA